Molecule: messenger RNA, 1032 nt
Organism: Brassica oleracea var. oleracea
Lineage: Eukaryota; Viridiplantae; Streptophyta; Magnoliopsida; Brassicales; Brassicaceae
Product: derlin-2.1-like
Exons: 6
Coding region: 112-846 (244 amino acids)
Biological process (GO): endoplasmic reticulum unfolded protein response
Cellular component (GO): endoplasmic reticulum membrane; Hrd1p ubiquitin ligase ERAD-L complex
Molecular function (GO): ubiquitin-specific protease binding; misfolded protein binding
Source: RefSeq, a predicted model, not a curated record
GCGGGAAAGGAAAAAAGAAAAAAAGAAAAACCUUCAAUCGCUUUCGUUUUCGAUAGAGCUGAUUUUGAAUCCAAUCUCAAUUAGGUAUUUUGAUUAUCUGUUUCUCAAAUAAUGGCUCAGGCGGUGGAAGAAUGGUAUAAGCAGAUGCCGAUUAUAACAAGGUCAUAUCUCACGGCGGCUGUUGUCACCACCGUCGGAUGUUCCCUCGAGAUAAUAUCACCGUAUAAUCUGUAUCUGAAUCCAACCCUUGUGGUGAAGCAGUAUCAGUUAUGGCGCCUCGUUACCAAUUUUCUUUAUUUCCGGAAUAUGGAUUUGGACUUCUUGUUCCAUAUGUUUUUUCUAGCUAGAUACUGCAAGCUCCUUGAAGAAAACUCCUUCAGGGGAAAGACUGCUGAUUUCCUUUACAUGCUCUUGUUCGGUGCAACUGUUUUAACCGGUAUCGUUCUCAUUGGCGGAACCAUACCUUAUUUGUCUGUCUCACUCUCCCAAAUCAUUUUCCUCAGCAACUCUUUGACUUUCAUGAUGGUUUAUGUAUGGAGCAAACAGAAUCCUUACGUCCACAUGAGUUUCCUUGGCCUUUUCACUUUUACAGCUGCGUAUUUACCAUGGGUGCUUCUUGGAUUCUCUGUCCUUGUUGGUGCAAGUCCCUGGGGUGAUUUACUGGGAAUGAUAGCAGGUCACGCUUAUUACUUCUUGGCCUUUGUGUAUCCACGAAUGACGGAUCGACGUCCCUUGAAAACCCCAUCUUUCCUCAAAGCCCUUUUCGCUGAUGAGCCUGUGGUGAUUGCACGGCCAGAAGAUGUGAGGUUUGCUCCUGCCCCCUUUGAUGAAAUUCACCAAGACUGAGUCUUCAUCCUCCACACAGCACAGUUUAAGUUAAAGGGCACCAUGGUGUACACAUUCAUUGACUCUUGAUUGUGGAUAAUGUGGAAGUUUUUUUCCCUUGUCCGACUUACAUUUAUGUGUUUACCCCUUUGUGCAUAUAUGAACGCUUAUUGUGUACAAAAUCUCUAAAAAUUCAAGUUUAUAGUA